UUUUGAUCACCAUGGUCGACAGUCAUAAACCAGUACCUGUAUUUAUUGUUAUGGGUGUAUGUGGUUCAGGCAAAACUUCCAUUGCUGAAGAAUUACAAAAGUUACUGGGUUGUGAUUAUGUGGAAGGCGAUCAAUUACAUCCUCCUGCGAACGUUGAGAAGAUGGGUGCUGGGAUUCCUUUGGUGGACGACGAUCGUUGGUCAUGGUUAGAAAAGAUCCGGGAUACGAUUAUUGAACGAACUGAGGGAUUGUACAACAAGAAAGAAGAAAGUAGUAGAGCGUUGGUAGUGACUUGUUCCUCACUUCGAAAGGUAUACCGAGAUAUCUUGUGUCAAGUACCUACAGACAAGACCAAAGUGACAUUUGUAUAUUUGAAGGGUUCUCCUGAACUUUUAGCGGAAAGAAUGGGAGCUCGAAAAAAUCAUUUCUUUGGAGCAUCUUUACUUCAGUCUCAAUUGGAUACUUUGGAAGAACCUAAUGCUGCUGUGGAAAACGUGAUUGUUGUUGAUAUUCGUCCUGAACCUAAAGUGGUGGCUGCCAAUAUUUUGUCUCAAAUUACUAUUUAGAUUAUUAUUUUUAGAAUCAUAUCAGCCUAUUUAUUCUGUUAUUUUUUUUGUAUAUAAAUAAAAAAAGGAUAUUGAUAUUUUUUGAUAUGUUUAUGCCAAGGCUUGAAUCUUCAAAGUCAGUCUAAAAA
This is a messenger RNA of Halteromyces radiatus, 694 nucleotides long. Its product is annotated as shikimate kinase. The coding region runs from base 12 to 566 and encodes 184 amino acids. Lineage: Eukaryota; Fungi; Mucoromycota; Mucoromycetes; Mucorales; Cunninghamellaceae. Gene Ontology annotation, cellular component: cytoplasm. The transcript is spliced from 2 exons. Gene Ontology annotation, molecular function: gluconokinase activity. The record is from RefSeq and is a predicted model, not a curated record.